Molecule: messenger RNA, 1921 nt
Organism: Mercurialis annua (annual mercury)
Lineage: Eukaryota; Viridiplantae; Streptophyta; Magnoliopsida; Malpighiales; Euphorbiaceae
Product: FCS-Like Zinc finger 10-like
Exons: 3
Coding region: 337-1536 (399 amino acids)
Source: RefSeq, a predicted model, not a curated record
UUUUAAUGUUAAAAUAACUCAACAAAGGAGUAGGUAGAAACAAAAAACUGUGGGCAAAAGAAAAAGAAAAGACUUUAUUUAUGAUAAAAAAAAAGGUAUAAUUAGUGCAAUGGAGUAUAUGAGAAGCUCACUGGUUUGCUGAUUUUGAGGGUGAAAGAAAAGGAAGCAGUGCUCUCCAAGUUUUUCAACACUAAAUAUUACAAAAUCUGAGCUUCACAAGAAAGAAAGAACCCAUCUUUUCUUUUCUUUCCAUUUUUACUCUAUUUGGGGGUUUCCUCUUAAAAACAUCAACAACUCAGGAAAAAAAGGGGCUUUGGUUUGGUGUUUUUGGGGGUAAUGUUGAGGAAAAGAACCAGAUCCUUCCAGAAAGAUCAACAAAUGGGUCCUUUAACAAAGUCUGAUUCUGGUUCUGGUUCUGAGUCCUAUAACACCAACUCCUUUUUCAAUGUCCCUGGUCUUUAUGUUGGUUUAAGUCCUAAGGGUAUGUCUGAUUGUGAUUCUGUUAGAAGCCCAACUUCUCCUCUUGAUUUUAGGUUGUCCUCCAAUUUGGCAAAUCCUUCCUAUAGGUCCUUGAGGUUGUCCCAAUAUGGGCACCAGAAGAGCUGGGAUUGUAGUAAAGUAGGCUUAAGUAUUGUUAAUUCUCUUGAUGGUGAUGGUGAUUCUAAUAUGAAAGCAUCUGGGGAUGCUAUGAACUCAUCAGAUAGCAAGAACAUUCUUUUUGGCCAGAAAGUUAGGAAUAAAACCCCAAACUUUCAAGUCAAUGCUAAUUCUUUCGAGGCACCGAAAUCUCUGCCCAGAAAUUUUGCGAUUUUCCCUCAUGCCAAGUCCUCCUCUUGUCAAGAGGGCAGCUCCGAUGUUAUUUUUGAGAUCGGAGAAGCCCUACCUGAAGGUGAGCGCUUCGGAAAAGUUCGGUCUUGUUCACUAGACGCCUGCAAGUCAUUUUCGAACUUGUCCCAUUUGGCUAAUCGGAAUUCUAAUGUUGGUCGUGGAGAAUCCCUGCUGAAUACUGUAGCUAAUAACCGAGUUACUUCUCCUCUUCAAUUUUCGGGAGGAAGCCCGAAUUCAAAUAACUCUUUUCAUAUCGAUUUGAACUUACCACCUGCUGGCUCUGCUAAUGGAUUUGUUGAUUCUCUAUCUGCCAGCGAAAUUGAGCUCUCUGAGGAUUAUACAUGUGUAGUUUCACAUGGUCCUAACCCCAAAAAGACUCAUAUUUAUGGUGAUUGCGUUUUGAAAGACUUCUCUAAUGGAGGAAAGGAGGCUGCAAUGCCUCAAGCUAUUACUAGCUCUAAGAUUCAUAGUUCAUUCGCAUCAAAUGAUUUUUUGAACCUCUGCUAUUACUGCAACAAGAAAUUGGAUGGCGGAAAAGACAUUUACAUUUACAGAGGUGAUAAAGCCUUCUGCAGUUUAAAUUGUCGUGCACAGGAGAUUAUGAUCGACGAGGCAUUGGAGAAAGCAAACAAUAAGUCAUCCAGUGAACCUCUCAAGUCCGACGAUGACAAGGAACUCUACGAGAGUGGCAUUUUUGACGCCCCAUAGUCGCUCCAAUGCCUUAUUAGUAACCGUAGCCACCACGCCCAUGAUUGAUGAAACUCUCAGCAAGGUUAGACACCCUUGAUCAUCUGUUUUGAAAGAGCUGUGCUUGUGCAUCUGUUAGCAGCCAUGGAUGAUCGUUUUGUAUAUCGCCGCCUUUGCUGUUUGUGGUUCAUUCACGGUCAUGGGAAAUAAAUGAUUUACUUUGGCUAUAUUUUUGCUUUUGGUCAUCAUAAUUCAGACUUGCAUCCUCUUAUAAUUUAUGUACAACUGGUAGCCAAUUUUUUAACGCUACCCAAGUUUAACUAUUUGACCAGCCUUAUAAUGUAAGUCUGUGAACUCAACAAGUUUUUGACUGAAUAUAAAAUGCUAUAUUAGCUGUUGUAUUGUA